GUUGUAUAUUUACUAAGGGAGAGACUAGUGUGGUGCGUUCAGUACAGAGCUUAUGUUGAUGUCCUAUCACAGAAACUCCAGUAGUGAGAUAAAAUGACCACCAAUAUGCGACGUGCUGUCAGGUUUCUAAUGCUUGGACUGUUGGUACACCAUGUCACAGCACCACCUCCGCUCCUCGUGGAACUGGGUGCACAAGAAGAGGAAUAUCGGAAAACUGCCACAAAACCAGAUAAGUACCCGAAUCAAUUUUCUGUGGACAACGAUCCAUCGUUAACUCGAUAUCUAAAUCUUGACCAAUUCGAGGUGAAGGACGAAUUCUCUGACGACAAGCUAGAAGAAGGUCUUUAUCUGGACCCUUAUGUAGGCGGACAGAAGGACUCUAAACAUGGCGAUUUUGACAAAACACCAAAGAAACCUGAUCGAUAUUUGGACCAUGAUUUGCCUUCGCAGACAAUUUCUGAUAGCUUAUUACAUGACACUAGUGCCAUUGACCUAGAUGAAGGGGUGUACGUGGCUGAUGAGUUUGAACCCCUUCCCGUUCCCACAAAUUUCAGUCAAUACGACAUGAAUGGUGACGGGUACAUCGAUUUGGAAGAGCUCAUGAUGGCUACACAAGCCCGGGAAAACGCUGCUUUGGCUUUACAUGCCUCUGACAUAGACGGUGAUGGUCGUCUUUCCCGUUUGGAAUUUAAUGUGGCACCCUGGGUCAUCGGAGUUGACCAACUUGGAAAGAACAAUAUAAACGCGGCUAAAUCAGAUGCAUCCGACGGUAUCUAUGGUAAGACACAUGAUGAACACACCCAUAGGAAGGAGAUGGACGACGACAAGCUCCAGAACAUGUACAAGGAUGCCACGUAGUAGUUUACCAUCAGUUUUAUAUCUAACGUACUUCUUUGUAUAAUUUAUCCAAUAAGUCAGCCAUCAGGUGACCAUAUGUUUUCCAUGCAUGGAUGACUCUGUUGUGCGGAAACAUGCUAAUAUUCCAAGUGUCAUAAUUCAUUGUGAAUGAACUUCAUCCGGUAGAGUUACCUUACCUAUUAAUAUUCUUAUCAUUCAGAAACAGGCUGAUGUUUGCAAAAUAAUCAAUAACAUGGACAUUUUGUAGAACAAUCUGUGCUUGUAAUGACAUGCAUUUAAAUGGAUGUUUAAAGAUUACAUAUUGUAUGGUCUAAGGGAGACAAUCUAACUCCAAAUACAGGAGUUAUUCCCUUAGUUGUAAAUAGCUUGAUAUCGAGAUAUUUCUUGAAUGAAUCUUGUUAAAAUGACUGGAAUAACA
Ylistrum balloti is the source of this 1276-nucleotide messenger RNA. RefSeq lists its product as uncharacterized. The record is from RefSeq and is a predicted model, not a curated record. Bases 94 to 858 code for a protein of 254 amino acids. The transcript has 2 exons. Gene Ontology annotation, molecular function: calcium ion binding. NCBI's taxonomy places the organism in Eukaryota, Metazoa, Mollusca, Bivalvia, Pectinida, Pectinidae.